GCACAGGCCAACACGCCGACAACCCGCCGUGGCUCACAGACGCGCAUCCACGCCGCUCCUUCCUUUCUUUUCGUUGUAUUUUUAUUGUUUUUACCCGAUAAAAAGAUAAAACAAGGACAGCCAGAACCAUCGAUUGUUGAUUCCCAAACGGCAAAAACUACACCACUGCUUAAAGCCUCCAAGUGAUGUCCAAUCGAAUUAAUUCCAGUGUUUUAUCGCAGUUAUCAGACAUAACGUUGCAUGAUUGUUUUAAUGUGCGGGUCAUUGCAAGAGUCCUUUGUUUCAAUCGGCAGUAGCGCGAAAAACAUCAUCAGGUGGAGUAGUUGAUACAUCCUUUUGCUUAAUAAGUCGCAUGCGCGAUUUUUAGUACAUUCAAGCCGGUUACAGUGUUUCUCUUGUUGUGCGGGUCUUCCUGGCUCCUGCAACUCUGGAAAAACCGUGUGCAAGAGGGAGAUAGUCAGUGAGAAUCAGUGCUAUCCUGUUUGGCGGUUGAGCCAAUCCGUCGAUCUGUUUUUUUCCCAUAGUUACCGUCGUUGUUAUCUUCUUUUUUUUUUUUCUUCUCUUUUCUUUUUUCCUUAUUCGCAAAACGGAAUAACCUUGAACCCUUGGCAUAACGUGACAGAGUGAAUACGUUGUAUUUGUGAGUAAACGAGGAUUGGAAUUUAGUGUUUUGACAAUUGUGGCUUUAUUCUCACCAAUUGAGGAAACAAUGUUUCCCUAUACGACCUUUCCGGCUGUCGGCGCUGGCAUGGAGGCAGCGAAUGGUGCACUGGAGCACGAUUUUCACAAUGCCCUAGUGCCAAUAAACGGUAGCCAUUCAGGUAGCUCCGGCAGGAGUACGCCAAACAGUGGUGACCCAGCACCGGGAAAAUUGUUUGUCGGUGGUUUGUCGUGGCAGACGAGUAGUGAAAAGCUCAGGGAGUACUUUGGCAUGUUUGGCACCGUGACGGAUGUAUUAAUAAUGAAGGAUCCAGUCACGCAGCGGAGUCGGGGUUUUGGUUUCAUCACAUUCGCUGAGCCUGGCAGUGUCGACAAAGUACUCAAAUGUCCCAUUCACACGCUGGACGGCAAGAAGAUUGAUCCGAAACACGCGACACCAAAGAAUCGUGCUAAACAGGCUAAUCGAACGAAGAAGAUAUUUGUGGGUGGUGUUAGCCAAGACACAAGUAGCGACGAAGUUAAAGCUUAUUUCAAUCAGUUUGGUAAAGUCGAGGAGACGGUUAUGCUGAUGGAUCAGCAAACAAAGCGACAUCGUGGCUUUGGGUUUGUGACGUUUGAGAAUGAGGAUGUUGUUGAUCGAGUUUGUGAAAUACAUUUUCACACGAUUAAGAACAAGAAGGUGGAGUGCAAGAAGGCGCAGCCUAAAGAGGCUGUCCAGCAAAGUGCCCUUGCACUUGGUAAACGAGUUGUUCUGGGUGCACUGGGUGUUCGACUUGCUCCACAGCCUCAGUUGCAAGUUGCCACGGCAUCGCAAUUCGUUGCUGCACAGGCACAGGCCCAGGUACAGGCAGCCGCAGCGGCAGCUGCUGCUGCACAGGUGCAGAACGCUGUGGCUGGUUAUGGAAAAUUGUUUGCAAGCAGUUAUCCAGCGCUAUCGGCGUAUAGAUAUGCACCCUAUCCUAUUCCAACUGCUGUUGCCACAGCACCACCAACGGCACCCGCACCACCUACAACAGCCACAGCUGCACAGCCACAAGCUGGAGCGCCACCUGGCAAUCCUUAUCAGGGAUAUUCACUUACGAAUGUCGAUAUGUCGAGUUUCCAGGGCGUUGACUGGGGCUCAAUGUACGGUAUGGGGAUGUACGUUUAAAUUUUCAUUCAAUUGUGGAUAAUUAAUGGGAGUCAGUGCCACUCUGCAUCUUUCUUCGAGAGCUUUGGAUACUGGAACAGUUGGAGCAAUCGGUCAGACUGUGGAAAUUGUUGAAGAGAUUACCCUGGGAAUAAUGGAAGAGGAUAAACGUGUUAAAUUCAAUCUUGGAAGAUGUCAAGCCAGAUGAAUGCAAGUCUGAUUUUUUUUUCUUUCGUUUUUUUUUCAUUAUUAUUAUUUAUAUUAAUUAUUCUCUUCGCACCGUCCUUAACACUCUCUUCAUUUAUUGAAUGUAUGUUCAAUCGAUCUCUCUUCAUCUGCGCUCCGUUCUUCCGGCUUCUCUAGCCAUUAACAAUACUUAUAGUUUUUUAAAUCUUUCUUUUGUUCUUUUUUUUUUUCAUUUUAUCAGUUUGCGCUAGUUGCGCAACGGCUCGUAGUUUGGUGAAUAAAAUACUGAAUGUUUUAUUUUUCAUCUUGAUUGAUUGAAUUUCGUUGAUAUUGUUCGAGCAUCGUAAUGCCCUGAAAUAUCAAUCCGAAAUGUGUUCUCGAGUAAGUGAGGAAGAUAUUAACGCAAUACUCUUUUAUUUGAAAAAUACUCUAUCCCACUGGAUGCUCCCCUUUGAUUAGACUUGAAUUGUUUUCGGUAAUAAUCAGAUAAUAAUGGACUUAUUGAUAAUUAAUUUAAUGAGAAUGAAAAUAACAAUGAAGAUCGAUGGGCUGUCAAUACUUACUGAUAAGUAAUAAUAUGCAUAUUAAAUAUAUAUUUUUUUUUCGAGUAAUGGAAGACAAUAUUUCUCUGCUCUCCAUGGCAUCUGAAUGAAUAGCCAUCGUUUACAAAAUAAAAUGAUAAAAAGCGAUUGAAUAAUUAGGGUAAGAUGAUUAUUAGUAGAGGAUGAGGAAAAGAGAAUGAUUGAAAUUAGAAGAUGAGGGAUAAUAUCACGUACGGGAUAAUGCACCAGGACGUAUUAUAUUGAUUGGCGUGUGCCGGGUCGCGCGUUAAUCCUAUUUCAUAGUUAUUCAAUCAUUAAGGAUACUCAAUAGUAACGUAAGUGACGCGAAAGCGAUAACAAGAAUACAGGAUUAUUAUUCUAAUAAUAAAAUCCACAUUGAGAUUAGCUCAAGAGAGAGAUUAGAUAUGUGAAUAAGUUAACGCGUGUGAUUUUUUCACACUCAUAAUGAUUAAAUCUUUUUCUAAAAUUUUGGACUGAAAUGUGUUCUCAGUUGAGAGCCAAAUAAUAAUGAGAUAGGCGAGAGGAAAAUUUUAUGAGUGAGAAAAAUGAGACAAGUCGAAUUUGAGAUAUAUCGAGCAAUAAGUGAAUUACUCAAUUAAUUAACGUCGGAAGUUAGAAAGAUGUGGCAGCAUACAAUACGAGUAGCAUAUGCAUACAUUUGUAUAUGUCUUCAUAAGUUAAUUAUCAUUAUAAUUUAAUGGACACUAAUACGCGAGGAGAUGCGGAUAAAAAUGCGGCUCCUCGUUUCAACUGUUCAAACAUGUGGAGAAUAAUCAUGAGAAAUGAUGAGUAAUAUCUCUAGUAAUAGGAAAUUUCACGAAAUAUUGGCAGGUGAUGACGUGCGAGUGAUAUUCAAUAUACAUUUCGUCAUAAGUUAAGAGUAAAAAACAAAUAUUGUUACUCGCGACACCCCACGAGUAUUAUUAAUUUAUAUUUAACACAUAUUCUUGAAUAUUGUCAUUAAAAUGAUACGUACUUAUGGUCUUUGCUUAUGAGCAAGACUGACAUGAGAGUGAGAAAAACAAAAAGCAAAAAAAAAAAAUUAACAUACAAGAGGAAAUGAGCGUGAGUGUGUGAGUCGCGUGUACGAGUGCUUAGUUGAGAAAAAAACUGAAGAGGAAAUUCCAAUUUUGAUGAUAGAAGGUGCAUUGACCAUUAGACAUGACGAGCAUGUAGGUUACGACAGUGUCUUUUAUUUGAUUUAUCAACGGCCAUUGGUAGAUUUGCAUUAUCAAUUUUUCAUAAUCUAUAGACUCCCGUUGUGCUCCCGUUGAAAUAACAAACAAAAGAAAAAAAACAGUAAUAGUACAGAACAAUACCUCUCCAUUCAUAAGAUUCUUUGUACAUUCGGGAUAAUAUUGACUAGCGAAUGUUAACAGUAAUGCGUAGUUUAGUUUUUUGAACGCUAACCAUCCAUUAGUUUUUGAGAGUAUGAAUUAUCAUGUGAUACAUGAUUUAUUUAUAUAUAAUGUUUACAUUAGAUGAAGCAUGCUGGUUGAUAAUUCUCCUCAAAAUUAUUAGUCUUCUUUUUCUAUUCACUCUAUCAUUUCUCACCAUUCUUGAAGUUACAAGUUUCCGUGUCAUUCGUAUUGACCGAUAAUUUGAUAUUUGCCCGUGUACGUGCAAUUGAUACUUCCAAUCGUCAAUGAGUCAUUCGCAUCAACCUGUAACCUCACGAAUAACCGAUAAAAACAAGAGUUUGAAAAUAAACAAAACGGCGAAUACUGUAGUGAUCUGCAACAUGUGAAUUCAUAAUAACCAGUGACCGUAUUUUCCAAUAGAUAUCAACAACUAUUAUUAAUUGUGAUUCUGCAUCAAAGCUUGUUAUUGUUAGUAGUACUGUCACAACGCCAUUAUUACCACGAUUAUCAAACAAUACAGAACUCUACACGUACGCCAAAACAUCACUCUGUCUAUUGUCAAUACGUGAGGCUCAAAUUGGCUGAAGAGAGAAGGAAGUACUUACAGAUAUACAAAUAUUUAGCUCUCAUUAAAAAUUCAUGUGUCACGCCCAAAUUUCGCAUGCAGAACGAACGGAUGAGCUUGAAGAUACGAUAAGCAAGAAGGGGGUGGAGAAAAAAAGGAAGAAAAAAUAUGAAAGAAAAAAAAAUGACAUCUGAUCGGUCUGCACGUGAAAGCAGAACGAGGCAAGCAUUUGUGUACAGAAGAGAACACACGUCCUCGAGGGGUUGUGAAUAUGGGGAUGGGUGGGUGGUUGGUUGGUUGGUUGGGUUGGUUUUAGUUGGUCUGUGAUCCUCCUCUAAAUUUUCUAUCCUACUCUGUCGUCUACCGAUCGAUCGUUCCAACGGGUGUCUCCUCCAAGCAUUGCAAGGGGAAAUAACUAGGCAUCAUCCCCCGAUUGGUGCGCGCGUCGGUUUACUUCGGGACACCCCCCGAAGGAUCGAACGCUAAACUCCGCAUUCUUUGUGCUUCCAUCCCACAUCCACCAACUCUUAUAUCCAUUCACCAAUAUCCCACUAUUCUAUCAAUUUAAUUAACCCCAAAUCACACACCAUCAUUAUUAGACGGAAUAUGAUAGAAAAUAAAUUCGAGGGGGUAUAUCCACGGGCCCUCGAGGAACCGGUGUCUCACUUCCAUCGAAAUGAGAGGCAUCGACACUAUGAUCGACAUAGCGUCAACCAUACACAUGAAAAAAAAAAUAAUAAACUCUCAAACCAUACAUAACACAGCAGUUAUACAUGAAAAUGAAGAGAAAAGUUGGAAAAAAAAAUUUUAGAUUAGAUAAAUGCCUAGUGAAAUUGCCAAUAAAGUAGUCGUUUACAACUGGUAGCUAACCUCUUUGUGUAUCAUCCCUUGUAUCAUCUUCUACCCCAAAAAAAUACUCCUCUAAAAUGGAAUCUCUGUAAUUAGUAAGCAUAGAUCUAACUCUCUGUUACAUUAUCUUUUUCUCCUGUUUCAAUAAUUUAUUUGAAUAUUUGUAUCAAUUAUCUAUUUUGUUAUUUUAUCCCUUCUUCAGCGCUAAGUAGAAAUAUCUCCAGGGUUUGAAGUCGGAGCUAAUUGGCUUAUUAAUAUUGAGCUUGUAAUUAGCCCGAUAAAGACCCCUCUCUAUCCUCAAUCUCGUUCCGUGUUGCACUCUGGUUGGUCCAUUUACUAAACUCAUUUAUUCUUAAUAGCAUUGUUGAGAAAAACAACAGAUUCUCUUCUUUAACUCAUUUUUCCACACUCAUCGUCUCAUUAUAACACAUGAUUCUUGGAGGACUUGAGUGUGUUCUCAAACUCGAAAGUACACUAGACCAACCGAGAGCUGUAACUCGGCACUCUUGAGCUCUCGUUUUUAUUUUCAGUGUUAUCUUCAUUAUUUAUUUGACAAAAAAAAGUGCGGUCUAAAGUGUACACCAGCAGGAAUUGUGUAGAGCAUGCAUUAGCUAGUCUCUGGCACCUCUAACUACCAAAGUAAAACAAAAAAUCACCAGUCCCUCUCCAUCAAUCCCAUAAAUCCCCUGUACAUAUCCGAUUAAUGAGUAUCAGAGUUCAAUUUGAGUGAGACUCGAGAAGUAUCUUGUGUGUCAAUAGAAGUUCAUUAUGCUCUACGCGAAAGCUUUUUGGAGGUAAAGUAGGCUCUAGUAAUUUUAUAGAAAUGAGGAAUACUCCGAUAAUUCCCCUGAAUCUUUACACUUACCCGAGUGCCUUAAUAGCUCCUUCAAGUUAUGGAAAAAAAAAAGAGGAACAAAAUUUAAAAACGAGACUAGAAAAAUUCUGAUACAUCUGACGACAAGAGAGUGCUUCCAACACAUCGAGAUGAUCUUCCUCAUCAUCAGGUAAGGAUUGAUUUAAACUAUAUCCAAACACGUAGACUGUAGGUGAAAGUAGUUGGCUUUGAAAUAGCUAUCUCAGGUCUUUGUAUGGAUAAUCCACCUGGCAUCUUCUUGUUGGUAUUUAUUCACUAGAAAAAUCACGGAUCGAGGGACACGGAAGUGACGGAGGUGGGAAAAAAAAAAGGCUAAUUUAUAAUUAAAACAUUUCAAGAAAUUCGAUGAAAAGCAGACCUUCAACCUGUUGGCACGACUUCGCUAGUACCAUCACAAUUAUUAUUUUUUUUCUUCCCUCAUACCCUAUCAAAUGUGUAGAUUUAUCCAUUAAAAUUGUGUAACAUAUGUGUGUGUGUGUGUGACGAUCCAGGAAUUGCUGCCCAUGUUCUGGCCAAUCGCCAGGAAUCUUAGAUACUGUACUGGAGUGCACAUUGCAUGUGUAAAACAACAACAGCACUAACUACGAGGAAAUUUAACCCCUCAAUUGGUUCAUGUUUUGGCAUUCAAUGGCAUGCGAUUUAGUCGUUAAGGGAUGAAAAUCGAUGGAUCAGUUUAAAUCGUGUCUUCACUGUCACUUUUAUUUAUCAGUACAUUAAUUACGCAUCAUCGUUGUUGUGAAAUCAUAUGACUGACAAUGUAAGUGAUAUUAAAAAAGAAAAAAAGUACUAAUAUGCUUAUUCGCGUUGAUAGAGUCCAUUGAAUGGAGAGAUAGAGUUGAAUUUAGAUGGAAAAUUAUGGAAAAUAAUGUAGAAAAUUUUCGAGGCACUUUGGACAUGGGACCCACGCCUUUCCUUUUAAUAAUCAUUAGUGGUUACUCAAGUGAAGAGAAGAAUAAUCGAUGAAUCAUGAGAAAUAAUAAUUAAGCCGGAUUUAAUGGCCGGGUCUUGUUCUUCCAGUACGAUUACAUGAAAUGAGAGAAAAAGAAACAAAGAAAAUAAUAAUCAACGGGUUUCACGAUUUAGCCAGUAAGGUUUCCUCUGGGCUUGUCCAGUUAACUCGAUUCAUUGGAUACAGUACAGACACAUUGGAAUGUACCACAGAGAUGUCAACAAGGGGUGAGCCAAUUACUUGCAAGUAAAUACGCUCACAAGUAAGGUGAUAAUGUACUACCGGUGAGUGACAAAUAAUAGUCAAUUGGUCUGAGAUUGAGUAUUGAAAUCCAGUGAAUUAUUAUGCAAUCGAUGAUAAACUGCUCGAAUUGUAUUUCCUCACUCAAAUUCAUAACCACUUCAUGAGACUUAUCAAUUUCUGAGGAGUAUUAUUCACGGGAAUUUCUGUAUGAUUAAAGUGAAACCCUGGUGAGAGUCAUUGUAAAUAUAUUUCACGUGAAUAUACGUUAGUUUUCCGUUCUCAGAGAGGAUAAAGGGAGAUUCGAUAAACCUGUUCGAUUCCUUUGAACAUGAGUAGUUUUUAUUUUAUAAUUAUUUGAAAUUCUAGUCACCAAAUGAAUUGACAUCUUGAGAUUCUUGACAUUCCAUAGUAUCAACUCCCUUCAUCCAAACAAACUUUGACACUUCACGUGCCUGUAAAUAAUGAAGAACUUAAACAUAUGGAGAAGGAGAAGAACAAAAAAUCAUAAUUAUCGAAUAAGAUAUAAUAUAUUUUUUCAAUCUCAUCCCAGUGCUCGUUGAGACUCGUUUAACUGUCACUUUUUAUUUAAUAUUUCAUACUCAGGAUAAGAUCCUAGUAUUCUUGAGAUUUUUGAAAAGUGGAAGAAAGGCUCGACAUAUCUCACCUUUCCUCCCAAUCCCAUUCACUUAGAUCAAUCCCUCAUUCUAUCCCCAUGUGCCUAAGAGCAUAAGAGAUUUUUUUGUAAAUAAAUGAUAAUGAGUGAUUAAGCUUUAGCAAGUCUAAUUAGAAUGAACCCUAGUUAAAGAAAAUACAUUUCAAAUAAACAUUACACGCGUUGUCGAUUGUAGUGUCGCACUUAGAUGAUGGAGGGGGGAGGAAUCUCGAUCGUAUAAUUAUUUCGAUUGAUGAUUGAGAGUGACAAUGUAAAAUAUCAUAUCGAGAGAUUCCUCGCGCUCUCAGUGGUAAAGAAAGAAAAAAAAAAUGUAGUCUGUAGUGAGUAGAAAUGAUAUUAUCUCACGUGAUAAAAACAAAGGUAACAUUAAAUAAUAUCACUAGCUUGUAUACUUAAAAUAUGAAAGACUCACGUUGUAGAAUAUCCAAAUUUUAGUUAUUUUAAUUUAUCAGAUGUGCCAUAUUUGUUACUCUCCAAGAUUUGUUCAAUCUCCGAAAUAAUUCAAUGAUGAAUCAUUCUAGUCCUUUAUAUUAUUGAUUAACUCUAUAAAGCCAACAUUUCCGAUGCGAAUGAACAAAUCUCAUAUUUUGUAGUAAUUUAUUUAUUAUAAUCAUUUAAUACUGUCUAAGUUUUAGCGAUAUUUGCGUAAUAAGUUGAUUUAUUGGUUUGUAAUACAUGUUAUUAUUUUAUGUGUCAACAAAUGCUUCGAUUGUAGCACAUUAAACCAAGCUCGCCCUGCAAUGCAUUCCUUCGAGCAAACACUCACUUAUUUAUCAUCAAUAAAUAAACAAUAACGUUAUUUCGAUAUAUAUCUUAUCCUUGUACGUGAUACAAGGAUCGUUGCUCGUUGGAGAUAAUAAAUAGCCCGAGUUCCACAAAAAUCGCUAGAUAGCCCAAUCCGAAAUUAGAAAAUGUGUAGCAUUACCGUAAUUUAUUGAAUGAAUUAAACACGAGAUUAUUCUCUAAUGAAAUUAAUCUUAAUUGAGAGAAUAGAGAAAAUAUGAAUCAUGGUGAUGGUGGAGGGGGGAAUGCUUUUUACGACGGUGGUGGGGAGUCAUACAGAGUGAAAUUCGGAUAUUUAGAUGGGAAUUAAAAUUCAAAUUCAAUGGGACAUUUUUGUGAAAAAAUUAAAAUAAAAUAAUAAACGGG
This is a messenger RNA of Fopius arisanus, 9201 nucleotides long. RefSeq names its product musashi (gene msi). Bases 710 to 1810 code for a protein of 366 amino acids. Gene Ontology annotation, cellular component: cytoplasm. The record is from RefSeq and is a predicted model, not a curated record. NCBI's taxonomy places the organism in Eukaryota, Metazoa, Arthropoda, Insecta, Hymenoptera, Braconidae. Gene Ontology annotation, molecular function: mRNA binding. Gene Ontology annotation, biological process: regulation of translation. The transcript is spliced from 3 exons.